Molecule: messenger RNA, 2061 nt
Organism: Rotaria sp. Silwood2
Lineage: Eukaryota; Metazoa; Rotifera; Eurotatoria; Philodinida; Philodinidae
Source: the annotation of a GenBank genome assembly
AUGAAUACACAAAAUCGAUUACAUAUUAUUUGGUUGAAUGAAACACAAUUGAUUGCAGACGAUUAUGUUCACUCAGGAUUCAGUAGUUUUAUAAAUAAUAUUGCAAACAACAUUGGCGGUAUUACGAUAUCACAUGAUAGACAUGAAUGUAUUGAUCAAAUACAUGAAAUUAGUCAACAAGAAAAUAAAACAACUAAAAUAUUGCUUAUUAUUUUGACUCCUUUAUCGCUAGAAGAUAUAGUAAAAUCAGCAUUCGUACAAUUGAUGGAAGAUUUAGUUGAAGUUGAUUCCAUGUAUUUAUUUUCUUUUAACACAACUAAAAAUUUGAUACACUUACCUGAAGGUACAAAAAUUCGUGGUUUUCAUACCGGUUUCGAUGUGUUUCCCGCAACGACUGCCGAAGAAUCAGAAACGGCAUCAGAUGACCAAAUAGAACAGCAACAAAAGUCUUUGUGGAAAAGUCGCUUGAAAUCCGAAGAUUUUAUUUUCAACUCAUUACCUAGCUUAGAUGCCAGUGCAUCAUCAUCAUCAAUUUCUCAAGAAAAUACAACGCGUCAAGAAGCUGAUUUUAUGUAUGCAGAACUUUUGAGAGGUAUCUUGAUUGACAUUGAUUCCACUGAAGAUGAAAUGAUUCAUUAUUGUCGUCAAAAGUAUGCAGCUAAUAAGAAACAGUUAGCAUAUAUCGAAGAAUUCAAGGAGUAUUAUGAUCCAUGCAAUGCUAUAUUUUGGUACACACGUGAUACAUUUCUCUAUCGUCUUUUAAACACGGCGCUCAGAGAACAAGACAUUGAUACACUUUACGCAUUAAGAUACUUUAUUAAACAUUUACAUGAACAGCUAAUGGAAUUGUAUACUUCAUCAAUAACUAAGGCAGACAAUACUGAAGAUCAAUAUACUGAGACCACAUUCCUAUCAACAACAGCAACAAAGGAAUUAGCUGAAUUCUUUAUUGGCGGUAAUACUAGUAAUGAUAAUACAAGUGAUGUAAAAGAGGGUACGAAACAUAUUCUAUUUAAAAUUGAAAUUGAUAAAACUGUAAACAAAUUUCCCUAUGCAAAUAUAUCAGGAAAAAGUGCUUUUGGUGAUGAUGAGGGUGAAAUCUUAUUUACAAUGGGUGCUGUUUUUCGGAUUGUAUCAGUCAACGAGACGGACAAUAGUCUUUUGAAUGUGACUUUAAAACUAACUGGUGAGGAAGAUGAAGAUCUGCAUAAAUUAACUGUGCACAUGAAAGCUGAUAUAGUUCAACCUAUUCCUUUGAUAAGUUUGGCAAAACUGAUGGGUGCAACAGCACGUUAUAUGAAAGCUGAGCAGUUCUAUCUGUUGUCACUUAACGAUUCUGUAGUCACUCAAGAUGCUGGAUGUAUAGCUGCUGUGUAUAAUGAUCUAGGCCUUAAUUACAAACUAAUGAAACAAAUGGAUGAAGCUGUAAAAUGCUUUCAAACAUCUAUUGAUUUGAAGAUAAAAUAUUUAACGAAUGCUCACAUUAAUCCAUCACUUGCCAUUACAUAUAGCAAUUUAGGAGGUAUUUACUUUGCACAACAAGAAUAUGAGGUGGCAGCGGUUAUGUAUAGGAAUGCGGCAAGAAUUUACCGUAAUAAACCGGACUCGAAUCAGAUUUCACUUUCAACCUGCUAUAAUAACAUUGCAACUAUCUGCAAAGAAUUGGAACGUUAUGAGGAUGCUCUGUUAAUGUAUGAAAAAUCGCUCGAAAUUCGACUAUCAAUACUUCCUAGUACCCACCCAAUGAUCGCAACUGUCUAUAAUAAUAUUGCACAAGUUUACUACUCACAAGGAAAGAGCGAUAAAGCAUCUGAAUAUUGGAAAAAAGCAUUAGAGAUUCAGCAAAAUUCUCUUCCUUCAGACCAUCCACUAUUAGGUAGAACCUAUCAAAGUAUUGCGAUAGCACUACAUGAACAUGGUCACAUUGAGCAGGCGUUAGAAUAUGCAAAAAAGUCACACAAAAUUAAACUGGCAAAACUUCCAGCGGACCAUCCAAAGAUCAUAGAAGAAAAUGAAUGGAUUUCGAAUGUAGAACAAAAUAUGCAUUCUCUUAAUUUGUAA